AUGGCAGACAACAAAGCCUGGCCCCCCGCAAACGGUCUAACCACCAAAGUCGUCCCGCGCGAAAAAGCAAUCGUCGAACUGGCCUACUCAACCCCCGUGAACGCGCCCGCACACCUCGUCUUCGAUACCCUUCUCCGCACCGCAAACUACCCCGCGUGGAACACAUGGAUACCAAGCGUCCGCAUAAUAUCCCAACCUCCUCCCCGCAACACCACAGAAGAAGAAGAAGACUCGUCGCGCAUGCGUGUAGGCACUGAAAUGGAAUUUAACGUCGUAAUGGACGCCUCAAAACCAGAUUCCAUCACGCACUCACAACUCAAAGUCUCGGAUAUCUCAACGCCCGAUGCGCCGUCUUCGUAUCUUUCGGCGGAGGAACUGGCGGAUCCGAGUUUCACGGCUGAUCUGAGUAAGGUGUAUCGGGUUGCGUGGAUGAGUAAUGGGGGGAUGAUGGGGUUUGCGCCGGUGAUUGAGCGGGUUCACGAGGUUAUUGUUACGGGGGAGGAUACGUGUGAGGUGCGGAAUUGGGAGUUGAUGGGGGGCAUGACGGCGAGGCUAGUGAAGAUGUUUGUGUUGGAGACGUUGCAGGGGAAGGUGAGGCUUUGGCUGGAUGAUCUGAAGACGUAUUGUGAGAAGGUUAGUGCGGAGGGGAAGGCGGGUGCUCAGCCUGGGAACUGA
Messenger RNA from Bipolaris victoriae FI3, 675 nucleotides. RefSeq lists its product as hypothetical. The record is from RefSeq and is a predicted model, not a curated record. Bases 1 to 675 code for a protein of 224 amino acids. NCBI's taxonomy places the organism in Eukaryota, Fungi, Ascomycota, Dothideomycetes, Pleosporales, Pleosporaceae. The transcript has a single exon.